This is a messenger RNA of Symbiodinium sp. CCMP2592, 6171 nucleotides long. The record is from the annotation of a GenBank genome assembly. NCBI's taxonomy places the organism in Eukaryota, Dinophyceae, Suessiales, Symbiodiniaceae.
AUGGGGCAUUCCGCUUCUGCGGACUCUGCAGAGUGUGCUGCUCCGGGUGCGACCGCGGCCCCGUCACCCAGUAGCCUGCUGUGGGUGAGGAUUCUCACCGGAAGCAAGCUGCAAACUCCCACUUCCUUGAAUGGAGACAGCAUUCUCAAGGUGUGCAGAUGGUUACUCGGUCAUCCGCACACCUGGCGAUUGUAUGUGACAGUUUCAGUCGGCAGGGGGCAGGGCCAGACGGAGAUUGUGCAUGUUCCGAGCCAUGGCGAUGUGCACUUCACCCACGCUCCUAUUCCCUUCACUCUUGAAGACAUUGUCACCUAUGAUCCUGGUUUGGGUCCUCGGGCCAGCUCCUUGGCGUCCAUGUCCUUGGCGUCCACGUUGCUGGACAGGCGAAUUCCCGAGAUGACAAUUAAAGUUUACCGAGUGCGUCGUAUUUGUCAGGAUGCCUUAGUGAGUGUCGCACGCUUGCCGAUCAGCACGACGGAACUGGCGGGCACGUCAAGAGAGCAUACGAUUUCACUCGCCAAUGGUUGUGGCAUGAUCACAGUCCGUUGCAGUUUCAACUGCUCGGUGAAUGAUUUACCGAACUUGCAAAGUGUUCUUGCGUAUCCGCGACGUCAUUCAUUGGCGAAGUUUGCACAAGCAUUGGCCCAACUUCUACAAGGAGAAGACGGCAUAGAGAUAUUACAGCGAGCAGUUCCAAAAGCUUUGCAUCUGCCGACUGAGAAAGUCACCAGCACAAUGCAAAGCUUUCUUGUCUCGCUCUGCAAUCAAGUGAGCAUGCUUUCCGACGAUGAAAGUGAUCGUGAGGUCAUGCAGCGCUUUGCACCGCUUUCACGAAGCAUCCAAGACUUCAUUGCAGAGUGCACGCACAACUCCGCUAAUGUGGCGGCACUCACGGAGGAGUGGCUGUGUGGGACUUUCUCCCUGUGUGCACAGAAAGCCGGUGGACAAAAGCUUCCAUCGAUGAACAACUACAUGAUCAAGGAGUUCUUGAAGCAAGGGGAACGCUACCCAGGAAUGGACCACCUCGUGCCAAUCGAUUCUCGCGGAGAUGCAGUUGCAGAUUGGCUGAACUCUCCACCCAUGGUUCGUCGAGACUUUGUGCCUCGCGAAGCUGUACUCGGCAAGGGUAUGUUUGGUACCGUUUGGCGAGCAAUGGACUUAAGAUCCCGGCAGUGGUAUGCCGUGAAGCGGAGCAACACCUCGCGGCAGCCGACUAUCGCGCGAGAGCGUGAAGUCACGAACCAUGUUUUGAUGAAUCCACAUCCGUGCAUUGUACAAAUCUUUGGGAACCACUACAUCGAGACUGGCUCAUGCUUCUCUUCGUUGGUGAUGGAGUUUUGUGCCGGAGGAGACUUGCAGGACAAGGUGAACCAGGCUCACGCUGAUCACGGUUAUCGACUUCCAGAACAAGCAAUCACAUGGUUGGGCCAAAUAUUUCUUGGCUUGGAGCAUUUGCACAUGGUGCUGGGCACCCUGCAGCGAGACCUCAAGCCUCGCAAUGUGGUUUUUUCUGACGAUGGCCGGGCGAAGCUGACCGACUUCGGCAUGGGGCGAAUAGGCUUGGUCUCUACCGGCGCCUUCACGCUGCAGAACUGUCCUCCAGGAAGUCCUGCUUACGUCGCGCCCGAAGUGGUGCUCCAAAAGCCCUACGACUUCAAGGCCGACAUCUAUUCCUUUGGAGUCGUUUGUUGGAAUGUUCUCACCGGUGGCGUUCGGGAUUCUGGCGGGGAUUGGUCAGCCCCAUGCUAUGCGUUUUCAUCCCACAACUUCGCCAACCUGGCCAACAAUCACCGCUUAUUGGAGAAGCAUGUUAAGCACCCCUCCAGGUACAACGUGCAAAGUGCACCGUCGGAGGCUGCUUCGGAUUUUGUGCUGCUACUGACGAAGCUGGACCCUGAACAGCGCCCAGACCACGGUAAGAUCCGCAGCGUGCGGUUCAUGAGCUCUCUGGGUUUGCCAGCGCCUGAUGCGAGACGUAGCCAGAUCGACGAGUGCCAGUUGUUCUUCGUGCUAUGCAAGCAUGCCUUCGUUAGUGUCUCCAAGCAGCGUGCCCUCAAAGAGGGUCCUUGGUCGGUGGACAGAAGUUCCAGACACCGCGGUUUCAUCGAAACGUUGCGAGUUGCGAUGUUAAACUCACAGGUCGGACUGCGUGCCCGCAUAGGCACCAACCUGGUCACCAUCCGAUGGGGGCCUGGAGUGCUUCAAGCGCCUGCAAAGCCUGGGGAGGCUGGCUACACUGACCAGACGAACAAGCCCGAGUCUGUGGAAGUGGUGGGGGUUGAAUACGACGAGGCGAGUCGAAGCUCCAGGUCGGCACUGAAGAUGUCAAUGUCCUGCAUUCAGCAAGUCUUGGCAGCAGGGAUCGCAGUCCUCAUUACGGUGCUGGAUAAUUUCCCAUACGGUUUCCUGGUCUUUCCUAUGGCACACGAACUCCAUGGCGUGGGGGUUUCAAUGGUCCUGCUGUCUGCUGCCGUUGCCCAAGCAGUCUUCUCCUGUUCGUCGAACCUGCCCGAGGGCCUUGGAUGUAUGAUCGUGGAAAACAUACCGAUGUUGCACUCAAUGGCCCUGUCGGUGACCACGUCUUUGGCAGAAAGACCUGACAUGAUUUUGCCCACCACGCUUGCCUUAUAUGCGACUGCUUCUCUCGCGACAGCUAUUGCCUUCCUUCUGUUAGGCUAUUUUGAGCUAGAGCGAGUUUUCAUGAUUUUGCCCAAGCCUGUCUUGAUGGGCUGCAUUGGUGGAAUGGGCAUUUACAUCAUGGCAGCAGGUGUGGAAGCCAGCACUGGCAUAAGCUGGGCAUGGAGCAAAGCCGUGUUUCUGGAUCAAGCAAUGCAGUGGCCCAAAAUCCUGGUCUUGCUGGUGCUGGAGCUUUUCCUCUUGAACUGUCUUCGGCUCGCCCGGGGCCGGGACUGGGAAUCCUUUGUGCUUCCCCUCUUCUUCUUAGGCUUAGUUCCUGCCAGUUGGAUGGCCUUGUCCAUGGCUGGCUACUCGCGUGAACUGGCGCAGGAGGAUGGUUGGAUUUUCAACGAUUUUCCAAUGCUGACGACUUACCAUUUUCAAAUGCUGAGAGUGGACCUAAUUGCCUGGGACGUAUUCCCAUAUCAACUACCUCUGCUCAUGGGAAUCGUAAUUUUCAGCUGCCUGCAUGUUCCCGUAAAUGUGCCGGCCCUCGCUCAAGCCACUGGGCGGGAGGUGGAUGUCAACCGUGAACUGGCCGCACAUGGCAUCGCAAAUUUGAUUGCUGCAUGCCUUGGCACGCUUCAGAAUUACAUGGUCUACUCAUCAAGCCUGCUGUACUUCAAGUGUGGCGGGGGCUCCCGUAUCACAGGCUUCAUCGUGUCACUGGUUGUGCUGAUGAUAAUACCCUGGGCCAGCACAGUGAUUUCGUUCCUGCCCCGAGUCCUUGCAGGAGUGCUGCUAAGUCACCUUGGGGUCGAGCUCGUUUGGGAAGCCCUUGUGGACACUUGGCCCACUCUAGAUGUGCUGGAGUACAUCAUUGCCGUCUCCAUAGCCUGUAUUUGCACCAUCAGUUUUAUCUACGGCCUCUUGAUCGGCUUGCUUUGUGCCUGCAUCGCUUUCGCAGUACAAGCAGCACGGUCUGAUCCCGUUCGCUUCGCCUUUUAUCCAGGCCGCGGUGUGCGCUCUCGAAAGUUGAGAAGUCAGUUGGAACUGCAGAUCCUCGAAGACUUUGACAAUAGGGGUGGCUUCAUGGUGCUGCGACUUCAUGGCGUGCUGUUCUUCGGUAACACCCACUCCUUGCCGAAGAGGGUGCAGGACAUCCAGUGCAAGGCUUUGAUUCUGGACUUUGCGCAGGUGGUCUCUAUUGACUCCUCGGCAUACAGUCAGCUGAACGCCUUGGCCACAAAUUUGCAAAGCAAGGGCAUGGAGCUGCUUUGUAGCGGCCUGCAACACGCAGCGAUGCACAAGGUGCAAAGAUACCCUCAACUGCAUGCUGCGAGCUUCUUUUCAGACAUGGAUUCGGCAGUUCAAAGAGUGGAGGAGAUCGUUCUGACCCUGUCUGUGUCAGCUCCGCCUCCGAGCCUGCCGCGGACUUGCUCGGCGCGCCGAGCUGCUCCAUGGGCCGCCGAAGCGUCUGAGGCGGACAAAGUCUUCUUUGACGAAGUCUGCAGUUGCCUCUUGGAGCCCCUGGGCCUCCCACAACCUGAAACAAGCAGAGCGCUUCGAAGCUUCUUCGAGUUUCAGCGUUCCGGAGAAGGGACUGUUCUAUGGAACCCUGGAGACCCUUCGGAUUUCGCGUUCUUGCUGGUCAGUGGACAUGUUGGUGUUCUGGAUGACUACUGCGAUCGAGUUGGAACAGAAAGUGGUCGGAAUUUCGUGGAGUGCAGCGUGCGAGGGCAGUUUACCGGCGAGCUAAACCUGUUCACCGGCGAGUUUCGCAAAAACCGAGUUAUUGCUACUGAAGACCUGUCGAUGUGGACCGUGACCCGGGGCAGCCUGCUUCGAAUGCAGCAAGAUGCGCUGCCGCUGGCCUUUGCUUUACAAGGCAUCGUGCUGCGCUAUGCUGCGCAUAGGAUGUACCUGAGCAUGCUCGAUGGCCAUGAAGGGCUGGGCAAGCACAGUGGCACCUACCAGGGCAAGACGCUUUUCACUUGUCGGGAUGGCCACGGCAGCUUCGCAAAGGUGGAGAAGCUGGAACUCGGGAUGCCUAUUCAGCGUGCCAUUGCAGAGAAGUACUUUGCAGCUGCGCUGCCCGAGGCAGCCAAGAAGAGCACACGACAAGAGACGUUGGAUGCCAUGGACUACAUGGACUCCAAGGGCAGGGAGAAGUCCAUGUCGGUGGAGUUUGUUGGUCGCUAUGAUAUCGAGCAGCGUCAGCAGCGCCUGGAGGGAUUCGUCGAGAUGUCCUUGGCUGAGAGUGCCCUGGCUUCACGCUACCCUGAUGAAAUCUGGUCGGGUGACUGGAGCUUGCCCAACCUCAAGAGUCUUUGGCUGGACAAGACCCUGAUCUGCGAGUGGGCCGACGUCGCCGCCAUUUGCGAGCUGUGUCCGAACCUGGAGUGGUUGUCUCUCUCAAGGACGCGGCUGAGAGCCUGCCAGCCAGGGGCACUGCCUGCUCCGGCUCACGCGCCGAAUAGCAUGUCAGAUCGAUUGGUCUUCAAACCUUUCGUGUGCAAAGUUCGGACCUUGAUCCUGAACGGUACGGGAAUUACCUGGUCAGACCUUCUUGCAGUCGAUGCUCUAGGCCUCUUCCCACAGCUGGAGCAUUUGCAUCUUUCCCAGAAUUCUUUGGAGGAGGGCAUCCCAACUACCCUCGGCGAUGCAGAGGGGAACGCCGAUGCGCCUGUGCGCCGCUUGCAAAGACUUCAGUCGCUGGUUCUGGAUAACAACCGCAUUUCGGACUGGACGGUUCUGCGCCGUGCGAUUGCCGCUUUUCCCUCACUGCAGGCCCUGCACUUGAAUGGAAACCUGCUCGGCGAAAGCAUCGAGGGUCUAGCUCAAGCUGCGGCCGACCAAACGCCAAGGCGCCUAACAGCACUUUUCUUGAACGAAAACAAGUUGGCCUCCUGGCGAAGCAUCGGUGCGCUCGCCAGCUACGCGCUCUUGGAGCUCAAGGUGCAGCGAAUCCCUCUCACAGAUUCGGGAUCUCCACUUGCCUCUCCGAUGCUGCUGCGACAGGUUUUGAUCGCACUCAUGCCAACGCUCAUGCGGCUCAAUGCUUCUGAGGUAACCGUGAAGGAGAGGACGGCUGCAGAGAGGUACUUCCUGUCCAUUGCUCAUCAGACUGACAGCCUGCUGGUGCAGGGGCUGGCGGAAUCCUGCAACAUCCAAGAGCAUGUUGAAAGGUUACGUGCAAUCCACGGUGCGGUAGUCGGUGGUGACAUCACCGAGCACUCGCAAGCUUCGCGAUCCGCACUGUCGAAUGCAUUAGUGGAGGUCGCCUUGCGACCGGUGGGCGCCGCCAUUGUGGAGAAACCCGUAACACGAAAGAAGGUGCCGCACACCAUGACAGUGGGAGAGCUGAAAAGACUCGCACAGCUUCUAUUCAAGCAGGUGCCAUUGGAUCGGCUGAUGCUGACCCUAGCAGAUGACGGGCUACCCUUUGGGGUGCCGCUUGAUGAUGAGGCCAGGGAGCUCGGUUUCUUCGGAAUUGGAGACGGAGCUGAAAUCCGUGUGGACGAUUCUGCAGACGUUCCACCUCCAAAGACAUGA